AUGAAAACUUCAAAUUUAAUCGUUGUUGUUCUCAUUUUUGCAUCGAUCUCUCGCAUCGAUGCUUUUGUGAAUCCAUUUCAAUGUUUAUUAAGUCCUAAUAUCUUUCAAUGUUUAGUAAAUCCUAAUAUCUUUCAAUGUUUAGUAAAUCCAUGCUUACAACAAACAUGUUCAAGUUUAACACCUGCUUGUAUAUCUAAUUUCUGUGGUGGUUGUUAUUUUUCAAUAUUAGAAGAAAAUGAUUCAUCCAAUCCUGAUAAUCUUGGCCAAAUAAAAGAAACUGCACCGGCAAAUUCAAAAGAUUAUGGUCGGUUUAAGAAACCCUUGCCUACCGUUGAUUUUUCCUGGGUAUCGCCAGCAUUAUGUAAUUUCGUUACAGAAAAAAACUGGCAUUUUAUAUCCAUUUCUACACCACAAUAUUUUAUUGUCAGUACAAUUAUUAAUUUAAAUUAUAUUGCAAAUGCAUUUGUUUAUGUUUAUGAUAUAACAAAUGGAGAAUUAUAUAAUUAUACGACAAAUUCAAUUUUAGCAGUUGAUAUCAAAGAACGUACUAAAUCAUCUAUUUCAGGUUGUACCUUUUUUUAUCGAUCAUUAUCAGAAUAUAUUCGUCAUUGUUAUAAUCAACAAGAGAAUAGAUAUGAAAUUAGUGUAAAUGUAACAACAAAUAAUAAUAUUCAAGUUUCAUUUGCGUUUCAAAUAAAUUAUUCAAGUGUAAGUGAUCAAUCAUUGGUUUUACUUUAUCCAUUUAAACCAACUCAACCUGCAUAUACACAUCAUUUAGCAACACAACCUACACAAGGAACAAUGAAAAUUGGAAAUAUUCUUCCAGAAAGUUCAUUUACUGGUUUAGGUACAACAGAUUGGACUUUAGCUUAUCAAAAACGAGUUACUCGUUGGAAAUGGGCUUCAUUCUCAGUACAAGCACAAGAUAUAACAAACGGUGGAUAUGUUACAAUUGGAAUUAAUCUAUCUAAUGACCUUUAUGAUGAUAAAAAUAAUAUAUCAAUGGAAAAUGCCGUGUGGAUAAAUGGUCAGGUUUAUACAAUCGAUCAUUUCGUUAAUAUUCAAACACCAACAGAACAAUUCUUACUUACUCAACCAUGGCAAAUUAUAACAGUUGAAGAUAAUCCAAAAAUUGAUCUUCAAUUUCAACCAUUGGGUAGUCAUCAACAACAUGAUAAUCUUGUUGUAGUUAAUAUUCAAUUUGUUCAAGCAUUUGGUUUAUUUAGUGGAACAAUACAAAUGCUUGGUAACACCUAUACCAUUUCAAAUGGUUCGGGUGUUGUUGAAAGCAAUUAUGCUAAAUGGUGA
Adineta steineri is the source of this 1308-nucleotide messenger RNA. Lineage: Eukaryota; Metazoa; Rotifera; Eurotatoria; Adinetida; Adinetidae. The record is from the annotation of a GenBank genome assembly.